Paramuricea clavata is the source of this 210-nucleotide messenger RNA. The record is from the annotation of a GenBank genome assembly. Lineage: Eukaryota; Metazoa; Cnidaria; Anthozoa; Malacalcyonacea; Plexauridae.
AUGAAGCUGCCGGAGCUCAAAGCAUACUUACAAAAUCGAGGAAUUACUGUUAACAGUUACCUCAAACCAGGACUUGUAGCUAUUGCUUGUGCCGUGGAAGCAAUGAGUCUUCCAUUGCUUUAUCAAGUCAGUGAAGCCCAAGACCAGUUAAAUCUAAGCCGUCGUUUGAGAGUUCACGGUAUUAAGCUACCCGUUCCUUUUAAAAUGAAU